UUUGCUCAAGAUAGAGAAAAUAAUGCUUGAAGCUAGAAUGAAAUUAGUGCUUCUGUGUCCAGUGGUCCCAAGUCCAAAGCCUCGCCCAUCAUGGCUCCAGAGUCUCCAGCCGUAUUGGACACCACAUCAGAGACUUCAGCCGUCAUGGACACCACACCAGUUCCCAGCCAGCAUGAACAUGGCACGUGAAGCUACCAAAAGGCUCAGACUUUAGCUUAAACUUUGUACAACAUAACUGAGUAAAUGACCAAUGUGUCUGUGGACAAUCGCUCAAGCACAUCGCAUUUUCCUUCAUAUGCAGAGUGUGUUGAAGCCACUCUUGCAUUCUGAAUCACCCUUGGAGACAUAACAGUUACACUUUAGUUUGUAUUAUUGGAUGGUUGCAUUACGAAAGAUCAUACAAGAAAAACCAGUUUAUUGACACACCUCUUUUGCAAAAAUUUCUUAAACACACAACCAGGAAUAUAUUCAAACACUCCAGUUCAGGAAAAGGAAAACAUUAGUGCUGUUCAGCUUGCUUUGUCUCUGUCUAUCUGAAAGUGCAUGCACUGAAAUGGCUGAAGCCGGAUUUUUUCAGGACCAGUUCUGCUGUCCAUUGUGUCUGGAUCUACUGAAAGAUCUAGUGACCAUUCCCUGUGGACACAGUUACUGUAUGAGCUGCAUUACAGACCACUGGAAUCAAGAGGAUCAGAAGAGAGUCUAUAGCUGCCCCCAGUGCAGACAGACCUUCAGACCAAGACCUGCAAUAAAUAAAAACACCAUGCUAGCUGAAGUGGUGGAGAAACCAAAGGUGAUAAUUCAAACUGCUGUUCCUGCUGAACAACAUGAGAAUCUCUUAAAAGUUAAUAGACAUAACUUGAUGAACGCCACUGGACAACCUCAGAAGAUGAUGUGUCAUCAACAUGGUAAACCGCUUGAGAUUUACUGCCGCACUGACCAGCAGUGUAUUUGUGUGUUCUGUGUGGUGGAAAAACACAUAAAUCAUGAGACUGUAUCAACUGCAGCAGAGAGGACUGAGAAACAGAAAAAAUUGGAUGAGACACGGGGAAAAUUUAAGCAGCAAAUCCAGGAGAGGGAGGUGAAGCUUUGGGAGCUGAAAGAGGCUGUGGAGUCUCAGAAGCGCUCUGCACAGACAGCAGUGGAGGACAGUGAGAGGAUCUUUACUGAACUCAUCCAGUCCAUAGAGAAAAGACGCUCUGAGAUCACACAGAUGAUCAGAGACCGAGAAAAGACUGUAGUGAGUCAAGCUGAAGGACUUAUGGAGCGACUGGAGCAGGAGAUUGAUGAACUGAGGAGAAGAAACACUGAGCUGGAGCAGCUUUCACACACAGACGAUGACUCCCAAUUCCUCUGGAGAUUACCGUUUCUGUAUGAUCCUCCUGACUCUCUAGACGUUUUCAGCAUCACCGUCAGUUCCUAUGAUGAUGUACGAGAAUCUGUCUCUCAACUGAGACAAAAACUGGAUAAUUUCUGCAGAAAGGAGAUUGAAAAAAUGUCUGGAAAAGGGAGAUGCAUUCCGACUGCUGCCACCUCGGAAUUUGAGAGCAGAAAAGAGCUCCUGAAGUAUUUCUGUCGUUUAAAUGUGGAUCUAAACACAGUGCAUGAAAACCUCCAGCUGUCUAAGAAGAACAGAGUGAUUGCCAACACUAACGUAGAUCAGCCCUAUCUUGAUCAUCCAGACAGAUUUGAUUAUUGGUGGCAGGUGUUGUGUGCUGAGAGUAUAUGUGAACGCUGUUACUGGGAGGUGGAGUGGGAUGGGACUCAUGAUGUGGGUGUGUCAGUGUCAUACAAGAGCAUCAGAAGGAAGGGACGGGGUGAUGAGUGUAAAUUUGGAUAUAACACUGAAUCCUGGAGCUUAGACUGUAAUCGCUCCGGUUACCUAUUCUGUCACAAUAACAAACAGACUAAACUCCUUACAAAGUAUGAUGGCUCUAGAAUAGGAGUGUAUGUGGAUCAGAGCGCAGGAAUUCUGUCCUUCUACAGCGUCUCUGACACAAUAACCCUCCUCCACAGAGUCCAGACCACAUUCACUCAGCCUCUCUAUCCGGGAAUUAGAAUUGGCUUUCCAAUUACUUAUAUGGCCAACUUUAUAUCACGUACAUCAGUAAAAUUACUAAAUAAAUGAUCCAGACAUUCUGCCGAUAUAGACAUAUUGCGAGUGCAAGCUCCAUGAUAAAUUAAGUUUUUCCAUUACUAAUUAAGUUUCUGAUUUUUGAAUUCAAUAUACUAUAGCUGAAGGUCUAUGAAGAUUUAAUGAUUUUUAUUUUUCAUAUACAAUGAGUUAUAUUAUAUACUGCAGUAAAAUAAAUUGAUGGAAGCUCCAUCAAUUCAGUAAAUACUAUAGCUGAACAUCUGGAGAUUUAAUGAUUUGUAUUUUUUUUUUUUUUCAAUUUCAUUUAUACGGUGGGUAAUAUUAUAUAUUCAAAUAAAUUGUGAACAUUUAUGGAGAUUUAAUGAUUGGUUUUGUUUUUGUAUUUUUCUUUGUUUGGUUUGGUUUGGUUUUCAUAUACAGUGAGUUAUAUUAUAAUACUUUAAUAAAAUAAAAUGAUGGAAGCACCAUGAUUUCAUCAUUUCU
Molecule: messenger RNA, 2575 nt
Organism: Cyprinus carpio (common carp)
Lineage: Eukaryota; Metazoa; Chordata; Actinopteri; Cypriniformes; Cyprinidae
Product: E3 ubiquitin-protein ligase TRIM65-like
Molecular function (GO): protein binding; zinc ion binding
Source: RefSeq, a predicted model, not a curated record